Molecule: messenger RNA, 6963 nt
Organism: Nothobranchius furzeri (turquoise killifish)
Lineage: Eukaryota; Metazoa; Chordata; Actinopteri; Cyprinodontiformes; Nothobranchiidae
Product: solute carrier organic anion transporter family member 1C1
Biological process (GO): transmembrane transport; sodium-independent organic anion transport
Cellular component (GO): plasma membrane
Molecular function (GO): protein binding
Source: RefSeq, a predicted model, not a curated record
UUUACAUUUUUUGAGAAAAAACCUAUUAGAGGUUUACAUGCAAAUCUUCAUGCAACAAGACUUGGUGAAUAUGUGACCUGGUGUUUUAACGUGACCUUGAGUUUAACUAGCAUGAUGGGGUGAUCAGAUGUGCUUUAGGUGAACUAUAGUGAGAAAGCCAUUGUUAGGGACUAUCAAUGGUACAGGAAGACUUUGAUCUGGCUUUGGAAACACCCGGCCUUACAAAACGUGAGUUUCUCUGGACGAGGGGAGUAUUUGUCUCUUUGAAAACAGCAAACUGGCUGAAACAGCAGGCUUGUACUACAAUAAACUUUGACCAGCUUCAUGCUGCUGCUGUUUGUUGUGCAUUUCAAAAGGAUGGAUACUCGGGCAGCCUGUGAUGUUCACAGAAAAGGAUUUGCAGGAUGGUGAAUGUUUCUGUGAGUGUGUGUUUGUUCUCAGAGCGCCUCUGAACUUUCCACCACUGGUUGGAUAAGCAUCUUGCCUGAACUGCCUGUGCAGUUAUAUUUGUACAGUUUGUGCCUCUCUGCGUGUGUUGGGGUUGAUGGAGGUUGCAUGGCCUUUUAUUGACACAAUCAACAAGAUCAACAUAAGUUACUGAUUACAGGUGAAUUUAUAUUUUGUGAUAAGACCUGGGCUUCAGCGCAAAGUCCUGCUGGGUACGACCAGCCAUCAGCUGAGAUUCUUCAUUCUGUGCAACGUCUGCCUCUGAGCUGAGUCCGAAGUGGAAUGAUGAGUGUGGAAUCUAAAAAAACCCGUGAGGUUGGUUGCUCCAAGCUCAAGUUGUUCUUGGUCUCCUUGGCAUUUGUGUAUUUUGCUAAAGCUUUCUGUGGAGCCUAUUUGAAAAGCUCCAUUACCCAGAUUGAGAGGCGCUUCGACAUUCCCAGCUCUCUGAUCGGGGUUAUAGAUGGCAGUUUUGAAAUGGGUAACUUGUUGGUCAUCGCCUUUGUGAGCUACUUUGGUGCUAAGCUCCAUCGGCCCAGGCUAAUUGGUAUCGGCUGUUUAAUAAUGGCCAUUGGAUCCUUCCUCAUAGCGAUGCCUCACUUCUUCCAGGGACCGUACAAAUAUGAGACCAGCAUGUCUCAUAACACUCAGGUCAACAGCACUGAGACCAUCCUUCCCUGUUUGGCUAACCACAGCAUGGCAGAUGCAGAUGGGACUCCGAAUGUAGAGGACAGAAAAGCUUGUGAAGAGGCUGCCGGCUCAUCCAUGUGGGUGUAUGUUUUCUUGGGGAAUGUGUUGCGUGGAAUUGGAGAGACUCCCAUCAUGCCUUUGGGAGUGUCCUACCUGGAUGACUUUUCCAAACAGGAGAACACUCCUUUCUAUUUGGCCUGUAUCCACACAGUGGGAAUUUUAGGUCCUAUGGUUGGAUUCAUGAUGGGGUCCUACCUAGCCAAGAUCUACGUGGACAUUGGAUUUGUCAAUUUAGAAAGCAUCACCAUUACCUACAAGGACUCUCGCUGGGUUGGAGCCUGGUGGCUGGGCUUCAUAGUGUCUGGCACAGUGAUUCUGCUAUCAAGUAUCCCCUUCUUUUUCCUUCCCAAGUCCUUGCCCAAACAGGGGGAAGAGGAUAGCAACCACACAAACACAGAGCUGGCUACUGUGACUGAACAGGAGCAUUUCCUGCCAGAUGAAGCUCACGGGGAUGAGAAGGAGAAACUGGUCACGUUCCAGGAGAUGGUUAAAGAUUUCAUCCCCUCCAUAAAGAGACUUUUCAAGAACAGCAUCUAUUCAAUGAUGAUUCUCACCAAUUUGGUUUCAGUCAAUAGCUUCAUUGGCAUGAUCACCUUCAAGCCAAAGUUUAUGGAACAGACUUUUGGCCAGUCAGCAUCCAAGGCCAUUUUUCUCAUUGGCAUCAUGAACCUGCCUGCAGUAGCUCUGGGCAUCAUCACUGGCGGGUUUGUGUUGAAGCGGUUUAAGCUGAGUAUUGUUGGAGCAGCCAGGGUAGCCAUGGCUGCUUCCAUUGGGUCCUUCUGCAUGUUAGGAAUUCAGAACUUCCUCCAUUGUGACAAUGCGGAGGUGGCUGGCCUCACCGUCUCUUAUAAAGGGUAUCCAGAACUUUCCUACAACCAACAGAGCUUGUUGUCAGAGUGCAACAUGGGUUGCUCCUGCUCCUUGAAGCACUGGGAUCCGGUGUGUGCGUACAACGGCAUGACAUAUGCCUCACCGUGCUUGGCUGGUUGCCAGACCUCCUCUGGAACAGGAAGGACAAUGGUGUUCCACAACUGUACCUGCAUCAGUGACUCGGUAAUGAAAGCUACAAACAUGUCAGCUGUGUUGGGUCAGUGUCCUAGGAAAGGUGAAUGUGACAGCAAGUUUAAAAUCUACAUGGCGUUGUCCGUGGUGGGAUCGUUCAUGUCUGCGUGCGGUGGUACACCAGGAUACAUUGUUCUGCUUCGAUCCAUACAACCAGAUCUAAAGUCUUUAGCAUUGGGUAUGCAGACGCUGAUUGUAAGAACAUUAGGUGGCAUCCCUCCCCCGAUAUAUUUUGGAGCACUGAUUGACCUAACAUGUUUGAAGUGGGGCACUAAGCAAUGUGGAGGACGUGGAGCAUGUAGAAUCUAUGAUGCUAAUGCUUUUAGAAUUACAUUCUUGGGGCUGAUUACUGGACUAUACUUCCUAACGAACAUACUGGGGGGAAUCCUCUACGUCAUAAUUGUCAAGAGGCAGAAGAAGUUAUCUUUGAGGAAUCAGGAGAACGAAAAUGGACUGGAGGGAAAUGAGGUGAGCAAUGGACACGCAAGUAUCAACAUAGCCAAAAACAGUGAAGACACAAGCAAGGAGAGCACUAUUUAAAGGAAGGCUACACCUAAUGAAUGUGAAGACGUGCUCUGUGCUCCAUCUAAACUGGACCGAAUGAGGUAAUGGUACAGUGUCACGUUGUUUUGUCUUUAGGCAGUAAACCUCUGUUUUUCAAAAUUACCAGAAAAAAGCCCAAAACAUGUAUUUAUUCUCUAGUGAGGUCAAAGAUCAUGACUACAAAUAUAACAAAUUGCAUGGGCCUGAAGGCCAGUUGAGACAGAUUUUAAACUGCUAUUAAUUGGAGUCAAUGUCACUUGCAAUAAACUGAAAUAAAUUCAGCAUAGAUAAAAGAUAAAUUAAUAAAGAAGCCUGUAAAAUGUGAGUUUAAUGUAAAAAUGAUAAUAGUUUAAUGUCUGUCUCCAAUAUCUUAUUUAUAAGUGAUUUUAGGUAGCUACCUUGGAGCUCACAUCCUUCAGGGCUGAUGACCAGUUAGCCUGAGAGCAGCCACGGCGAAAGGGUACUGCUGCCAUCCUAAAAAAGCUCCAAUCUCUGAAAUGGCAUGACAGUGUGUGUGACAUUAUAUUAAACAUACAUUAUCGGUUUUUCAUUACAAGGUUUUUUUUUUCCCCAUGGAACAUUAUUGGUUAUUUGCAAGCAGAAACAUCCCUACCAACAAGGGAUUUAGCACUUCUGAGUCCUGCAGGAAUCUUUUAAUACAUUUUUACUUCCCAUGAUAACUAUAAAAUCUGCUUUGGAUGUUGGUCAAUCAGGAAUACAAUGACAAGCUGAAAAAUAAGGUAUUUAACCUCCUAAAAUCAACAUUUUUUUGACAGAAUGCAUUCCAUGGUCAUCUUGGUGGGAAUAUUAAAAUUAAUGCUGUCAGACAUUUGGGAAUGUAGAUCUCGUAAAAAAGAAGCUUUCUGCAAUGUGUGAUGGUAAAAUCAGUAAUAAAUCCUAAAUUCCACACAGAAAAGCACUUCUAGAAAGCUUGCUUGUAGAGGAUGUUCAUGUGUGCGGCUGAUUUAAGGAGAUGCAAAUGGAAAAAUUGUGUAUUAAUGCAUUUAUCAUCAUUUUCAUGUGCUGAAAGUUUCCAUGUUGGAUUCUGAGGUUGGAGCUAGUCAGAAACCUAAAGGGUGUUUCAGUUGAUUUAUUUUAUUUGAAACAAAUGGAACACACAACGAUCUCCAUUUGGUUCCAAAGGCCCAACCUCGUCCAAGUACCUCUGCUUAAUCUCAGUUUAUCUCAGAUUGUAUUGAGGAAGGUUAGACAUGUGAACUUUGUUUUUAGCUUGGAAUUAUAAUUUCCCUGUGUCAUCAUGCACAAAUACAUAUUUUACUGUCCCACAAUCCUGGACGAGUCAAAAGACUUAACAUAAUGCUAGUACUAGCUUUGUCUUAGCUUUUUUCAUAUGACUUAGUCAGAAUAAAGUGGCCAGGCAAGCCAUCCUAUAUAUGUUUGAAAAAAGCAAAAGUACUUUGCUUCAUCAAAUGACGUUUUAGAUUCCAGGCUAAGAAUAAGAUAAUUUAGCUGAAAAGUAAAACUUCCUUUUGAUUGUUUUUAAGUAAUUUUUGAAACAAAUGCAUUUAAUUCUUCUAGCUGAGGUUGUAACAUGACAGGUCCCUUUAGUUUCUCAAAAAAUCUAGACAAAAAUAUGUUGCUUUUUUACAAUGUUCCAUGUCAAUUUACCCUAAUCAGUGACACAUAUACUAAUCUCAACAAAUCCAACUGGAGUUCCAUAUGAAAUGAGACCAAAAGUAAUCAAAUAGAGCUCCGGGAGUUGGCGUCACUUCUCCCUGCAUGCAACAGUUCAAAUCGAAAUGGCGCCAUCUUGGCAGGCAGAAGUCCGCAGCUAGGCUAUUUGUUAUUGUCAGAAAACUCAGUCAAACGGGAAAUAUGGUAGAUUCCUGUUGUGCCCCAGGAUGGCAGAACAGACGCAGACAAGAUAAGGGAAGAGCCAUCUACAGGAUUCCCCAAGAUCUGGAACACCGCAAACGUUGGAUCAUUGUAAUAAAACACGCUAGUGAGCGGGCUAAAAUGAAACUGUUGGAUCCUGAGAGUAAAGGUUUUCACUUAUGCAGCGACCGCUUCAUAUCAGGCACUUAAACCAACGUUUCCUCAACUGUGUAUGGUAUUUAUUUUAAAUGCUUUUAUUACGAUUCUUAGUGGGCUUCCUAAACUUAUUUUGGCGUGGCUUUUUCUGUCUUAUUACUCACAGCAACAAGUAAACAUCACGUAAAACGUUGCCUCGUGAUUUCUGCGUGCUGCCGUUUAUAUGUUUUAUGAUCACAGCAAUUAACCGGCUAAGCUGUAUUUAAUUUUGAAGCAAUGGUUGAUCAAUUGUCAGAUCACAAAAAGCACUUUGGAUUGCUAUUUUCUGUCUCACCGAGACAGAUCUCAGACAGAUCCUGAGACGCUCCUGCCUGACAUAUUUAUUUUAUUCACGGAAAAAAUCAGACUAGCGAUUUCUCUUGGAGUUCAGUUUAAACAUUCAAACAGCACAGCACUCUAUUUAAACUAGUUUCAUGUAAAUCUAUGUCAUUUGUCCAUCCAUCCAUUUUCAUCCGCUUAUCCGGAGUCGGGUCGCCGGAACAGCAGCCUAAGCCGAGAGGCCCAGACUUCCCUCUCCCCAGCCACUUGGGUCAGCUCCUCCAGGGAAAUCCCAAGGCGUUCCCUGGCCAGGUCCGCUCCGACAGCUUCUGGCAUUUUAAAAAGUAUCCCAGGGGCAUGGUAAGGGUGGGAGAUGGUUAGUCAAUUUAAUUUCUGACUAUAUAAAAUGAAUUUCUUCGGUUUAAAGUGUGAAGUAAACUCCGACAGAGUAAAAUCCAAGCCAUUCAUUUUGUUUACCUUUGUUGCCUGCCAACAUAGCGUCUACUCUCUGAGAGUCACGUGACGUCCGGAGUUCUAUAGACCUUGUGGUUACAGAAAUAUACGAUUAAAGUGUCGGCAUGUCAUUUUCACCAAAUUUUCUCAAAAAAUGACUUCAUCAUCUCUUUCACUUAAGCCUUAGUAAGUACAGUAGGUUAUCACUUAUACUCCUAUUUUACUACCUCACACUCUAACACACUAUUUUAUGGGCCUAAGCUGGGACAGACAAGGGUCAUUCACCUCCCCACACCCCUGUUACAACUCGUCAGAACAGGUUAUGGAGGAAACCCGACAACACAAAGAAUCCCUUUUAGUACAAGUGGUUCUGUCUAAAGUUACAAAUCAUUCAUAAGGAGUGUAAACUCAGUCAUAGUAAAGUUUGUCUUUCUCAUUGGUGAUAUUUGUCAAAUAGUAAAUUAAACACACACACACACACACAGAGAGAGAGAGAGAGAGAGAGAGAGAGAGAGAGAGAGAGAGAGAGAGAGAGAGAGAGAGAGAGAGAGAGAGAGAGAGAGAGAGAGAGAGAGAGAGAGAGAGAGAGAGAGAGAGAGAGAGAGAGAGAGAGAGAGAGAGAGAGAGAGAGAGAGAGAGAGAGAGAGAGAGAGAGAGAGAGAGAGAGAGAGAGAGAGAGAGAGAGAGAGAGAACAACUAUCACUACCGCUUACAUAUUACUAGUAAUAAAUUAUUUUUUAUGUUAGAAUAAAUGUUGAAAAAAAUGUAUUUCUGUUUGUCAAAGUGUUUUGUUAUUCAUCCUUUCUGCUUUUUGUCUACAGACUCAUUGAUUGUAAAUGUACAUUAAAGACAAACCUUUCUGUAUGCUUUGUUCCUAUAGAGCUUUUAUGCACUUAUUGUUCAUGCUUUAACUAUGUAACUGUAGAACGACAUGCCAUUUUGUAUUUGAUUACCAUGACAAAUCUAAAUGUUCACUUUCCUGUUGUGCUUGUUAUAAUAUUUACAUUUUGGGUUUUAAAAAAUCCAUCAAAGACAAAAGUAUUCUCAACUAGCUCCCUAUCAGAAUCUAAGUUUGUUCUUUGGUCUGAGUUCUUUUUGGUCUUUUAUUCUGACUUAUCCCAAACCUUUCAUGCUACCGUUAAACAACAUCUGAUGACUUUUAAGUCCGUGUCCUCAUCAGUCCCACAGCAAGAUAACAGGACCUGCCGUGUAAAGUGUACCAAAGGUAAUGGAGAAAAAUGUUACACAAUGUUGUGAAAACAAAGUGUAUUCAUGACUAUGUGACCCCCUUUUCUAGCAGCUCCAAGGUAACAAAGAGCAAUAAAAAAACACUAAAAUUACAUGCUAUUAAAAAUGAUUCAAAGACAAAAAACGAUACGAAAUAAAAUACACACAUUUUUA